Exophiala bonariae is the source of this 1116-nucleotide messenger RNA. RefSeq lists its product as uncharacterized. The record is from RefSeq and is a predicted model, not a curated record. Gene Ontology annotation, cellular component: endoplasmic reticulum; SNARE complex. Gene Ontology annotation, biological process: retrograde vesicle-mediated transport, Golgi to endoplasmic reticulum. Bases 1 to 1116 code for a protein of 371 amino acids. Lineage: Eukaryota; Fungi; Ascomycota; Eurotiomycetes; Chaetothyriales; Herpotrichiellaceae. The transcript has 2 exons.
AUGAGUGAUCUUACACCAUCAUUGUCGUCGAUAUUGGUCAAACAGCAUUCUGCGAAGCCCAUCGCAGGUCACUCCGACUAUGGCGCAGCCAAUCUCGACUCGUUCUUAAAAGAGGCAUAUCAAAUCAACAGGUCUAUCUCCUCACUACUGUCCUACCUACGCGCGAUUCGCACUCCCUAUCUUUCGACCGCGCCGCCUGCACGACAGUCCAGACGACCGCAGUCAGUAGCUGCGCCGAUUACGGGGUCAACAAAUACUCUGGCGGAUAUCCCCGAGCAUCUUUCAGAUUCACAGCGGGAGGCAAUAGACAGCCAAACGUCAUCGGUAUUACGGGAUAUCAAUAAUCACAUUGUCAACAUCUCAUCUGCAGUCAAUCUGCAGCACGAAACGUCUACCAAAAUUCUCGAGAAGAAAUAUGGCCAGCCAAAUUCAGUGCUAUGGCGUUGGGCGGCUGGGGAUGGCGAUGCGCCUGAUGCAGGGAAGCCAGAGGAUCAAUUGAUGGAGGAGGGAAAGGUCAAGAUGCUCAAAUCGAUGCGCGACGGAGUGCUGUGGUACUUGGGGAAAAUGCUCAAGGAUGCGGUCACCGCGCAGCAGGAGAUGGUGGAGAAGCGACUGGAUCGAGAACGAGAGAAACAAAUGAGCGUUCUCUACGACCCGAGGAACAAGGGUGUUAAAGCUAGGAGCGAUUUCGAGGGCAUGCUGGAUGGAGCCGAGCUCAAGAGUGGGAGAGAUCUACGAGGGCACGACAAGUACAACCCAGCGCUGGACGCGUCUCAAGGUGGUGAGCAGGAGUUGACCUCUGAGCAACUACAGUUAUUCGAAGAGGAGAACAAAGGCAUCUUUGAGCAUUACAACGACCAACUGGCGAAAGUGACACAAGUGGAAAAGAGUCUCCUGGAGAUAGGCAGUCUACAACGGACACUUGUUGGUCACCUGGGAGUGCAAGGGGAGAUGAUUGAGCAAUUGGUGCAAGAUGCAGCUACCACGGAUGAAAAUGUGCGAAAGGGCAACAAGGAGCUGAAGAAGGCAAGUGAGAGAAGCAGUACUGCAAGAUUGGUGUUCUAUGCAACGGCAGGGUUCUGUUCUUUCCUCGUGGUUUGGGACUUGAUAUUCUGA